Messenger RNA from Pantherophis guttatus, 2234 nucleotides. RefSeq names its product chromatin licensing and DNA replication factor 1 (gene CDT1). Gene Ontology annotation, biological process: mitotic cell cycle; regulation of DNA-templated DNA replication initiation; DNA replication checkpoint signaling. Gene Ontology annotation, cellular component: nucleus. NCBI's taxonomy places the organism in Eukaryota, Metazoa, Chordata, Lepidosauria, Squamata, Colubridae. Gene Ontology annotation, molecular function: DNA polymerase binding; DNA binding. The record is from RefSeq and is a predicted model, not a curated record.
GGCCCGCGAAAGUGGCCACAUUGUAGCAGCGGCGGCGGCGGCCGAGAUGGCGCAGCUCCGCCUGACCCGCUUCUUCGCGCAGAGCAAGGCCGGCCCGGGGCAGCCGCGGGGCGCCCAGCGGCGGAAAGCGGCGGCGGCGGGGGAGCCGGGCGGCGACCGGGCCGGCCCCGAGCACAAGCCGCAGCUGGUUCCGCCCGGGACCCCGCUCGGCUCCGGACCCCCGCCGGUCGCGCCGCGCAGCCGGAAGAGGCGCCGCUCGGAGUCCGAACUGGAAGCGGAGCGAAGCCCCGUCGCUCAGCACCGCCGCCCGCCCAAGGGGGCCGCCAGGAAGAGGCUGCUGAUGGCCGAGGAGGAGGAGGAGGAGGAGAGGGCGGUCUCUGCUUGCCCCACGUCCACUGCGGCUCUGGGGCCUCCCAGCCCCUCCUCCCUGGACAAGGAGGCAAAGGAGCUGGUGAACGAGAUUCUCUCGCCUGGCCUGAAGUUGGGGGGAACCUCAGUGGCCCUGGCCAGUCCCGAGGAGAAGGAUGCACCCCAAAAGCAGCUCCUGGAGCUGAAGGGCCGCCUGGGCAAGAUCCAGAGCCUGGUGCAGAAGAUCAAGGGCGGAGCUGCCAACCUGGAAUCUGGCGGUGACCUAAAGAACCGAUUGAAACGGGCCCGGUUGCUGGAAUCCCAGAUCCGCCAGAGGAAACUCUCCCCAAAAGAGGAAAGGAAGGAUCUGGAAUCCCCUGCAGAGACCAGUGAGAAGGUGCCGGCCUACCAGCGCUUCCACAGCCUUGCGGAAGAUGUGCCCCCUGGUCUGUUGCUGCCGUAUAAAUACAAGGUGCUGGCUGAGAUGUUCCGCAGCACGGACACCAUCGUGGCGAUGAUGUUCAACCGCUUGGAAGCGGUCACCUUUGCCAAGGUCAAGCAAGGCGUGCAGGAGAUGACGCGCAAGCGCUUCGAAGAACGGCACUUGGGACAGAUAAAAACGGUGUACCCAGGUUCUUACGUUCUGCGCCAAGAGAGAAACAUCCCUACCUUUGGUGGACCGGGCAAGCGAGGCAGCUACCAGCUGACCAUCGAACCAGAGCUGGGAACAGGGGAGAAGCUGACCGCAUCCCGGCUGAUGGAACGCCGGAGCAUCUUCUGCAAGAACUUGACAGCCAGGGUCAAGGAGCACCACAAGGCGUUCCUGGCUUCUCUGGACCCUCCGAUGGCGAUAGAGGAGGAUGAGCUGACCCGCUGGCACCCUCGCUUCCGGGUAGACGAAGUGCCCGAUGUCGUGCCCGCUGAGCUGCCCCAGCCACCCCACGUGGACAGGGUCACCACUGCGCAGGAGGUGCUGGCCAAGGCACAAGGCAUGCUGACACCCAAGAUGGAAAAGGCGUUAACCAACCUGGUCCUAAGGACGGCAGACAGCAGCCCCUCCUCCCCACAGCCUCCUCGCCCAGCUUUGCCCGGAACCCCCAACAGCCUGAAAGGUGUCUCGGAGUCCUUAGUAGAAAGGGUCAGGGCCAAGGAGGCUCAGAAGCUGCAGGCGCUGAUGACACGGAACCCUCAGCAGGAGCAGCGCCUGGCAAUGCUGGGCCGCCUGCCGGAGAUGGCCCGUGUCCUGCGCAACGUCUUCGUGGCAGAAAAGAAGCAGGCCCUCUCCAUGGAGGUGGCCUGCCAGCGGAUGAUAGACAGCUACCAGGCGCUCCUGCCCAUGGGAGAGAUGGAAAAACACCUCCACCUCUUCGCAGAGCUCCUGCCGGAUUGGGUGCGCAUCCUUGCCAUUCGCCAGGAGGAUUACCUGAAGCUGGACAAAGCCAUGGAUCUCAAUAUCGUAACAGAGAGGCUAACUGCGAGAAAGCGGGAAGAGGAGAAACUCUGAUUUUUGGGGGGGGGGGGGAAUGCCCAGAGAAUGGACUUCCUGGGGGAAGCAUACACCUUUCUUGUCUUUGUUCUGGAUAGAAAUAGGAGGGAGGAUUUUCUCUCCAAUGGAAAACUCACAAGCUUUUUGGCAAAGCCAUGACAGGGUGGGCAUUAUUACAACCACUUUUUUAAAGGCACAAAACAUUUUUGUCUCUUGGGCAGUUUGGAAAAGGUGUGGCUGCUUUUCCAGGAAGGGAGGGGGGAGGAUGGAAUCCCACAUCCUGUCCAUGAGUCGAGAGCAAGGAGGAAUGGGUUUUUUUUUUUUCUUCUAAAGAAAGGCUUGUUCUAUCCUGAAAUGUGAUUUGCAUACGAAACUUGGCAUUAAACUCCACUUACUUGAA